Mangifera indica (mango) is the source of this 2320-nucleotide messenger RNA. RefSeq names its product vacuolar protein sorting-associated protein 36. The transcript is spliced from 9 exons. Gene Ontology annotation, biological process: protein transport to vacuole involved in ubiquitin-dependent protein catabolic process via the multivesicular body sorting pathway. NCBI's taxonomy places the organism in Eukaryota, Viridiplantae, Streptophyta, Magnoliopsida, Sapindales, Anacardiaceae. The coding region runs from base 353 to 1714 and encodes 453 amino acids. Gene Ontology annotation, cellular component: ESCRT II complex; late endosome membrane. The record is from RefSeq and is a predicted model, not a curated record. Gene Ontology annotation, molecular function: phosphatidylinositol-3-phosphate binding; ubiquitin binding.
AGCCUUUGAAGAUGGAGAUCGUAGAUCGUGCCUCGAGUUUGAUCAUCGUUGUGAAUUAACAUGAACCGCAAAACUUACUGGUUGACGGAUCAUGACACGAUACAGUCCAACUGCACGGCGGACUACUCCGGAUUCUACCCAAUGCAGCCCAUUAUCGUGUCUAAACCCAUGAAUUAAGGUUUGAAAAAGUAGCCAACGCUGUCGUUUCACGCCCUCUAUCUCACUUCUACUCCUGUAGCUUUGCCAAAUUACAGUUAAGACCCACUCGUCUUCUUCAUCUCUGGCGUUCACCAAAGCUAUCAGAACAACGUUUGAUCAAUCCAUCUCAAUCUCAGUUCCAAUUUCAUUUUCAAUGGGAAGCACCAAUAACUUCUUUCCGUCAGCCUCCGUCACCAGCAGCGGUCGCCCGGUUCUCCUUCAGAACGAAGUAGAAUGCAAUCUCCUCUCCAACGUCGACCUCGAACCCGACGAUACCACCAAUCCCAAUUUCUUUUAUCCUUUAAAAUCUGGCCUUUUAAUCCUCACCACCCACCGCCUUCUCUGGCUCUCAUCCUCCGCCACCUCCACCGCCGCCGCCGCCGUCCCGCUCUCCAGCAUCACCCACAUCCUCGCCUCCAAAAGAUCCAUCAAGUCAGUCUUCCACUCCCCGCGCUUCCGCUUCCAAGUCUCCGUCACUAGCGACAAUCGGGUCGCUGAAUCUGGUCGGGGUCCGAAGUCUGUGGUGGUGACGGCUGUUGUGAGGGGUAAGGGCGACUGGGAGGUGUUUGUGGCAAAGCUGUGGGAGUGUUGGAGGGGGAAAGCGUGGGAGGUGACCAGUGAGAAUGUGGGCGGGACUGGGUCGGGUUUGAGUUCAAGUUCGAAUUCCGGUUUGGGUCCAACUGGGUUGUAUGGGAGUGAUGGGUCGGUGAGAAUGGUGGGAGUGGCUGGCAUAUUGAGGAGGGAGCAGGAGAAGUGGGAGAGUACUGACAAGAGCAUGCAAGAAGCAUUUCAUGACUUAAAUGCUCUCAUGAGUAAAGCUAAAGAGAUGGUGAUGUUAGCAGAGAAGAUGAGGCAGAAACUUUUGUCUGGCUCGAAUUCACAUACAGGUUCAGCAAAUGAAGAGGAAGUUGGUUCUAAAGAAGAUAUGCAAGAAUUAUUAUUGAGUGUUGGUAUUAUAUCUCCAGUUACAAAAGAGUCAGCUGGUGCCUUAUAUCACCAACAAUUGUCACGCCAGUUGGCAGAUUUUGUCAAAAUUCCGCUAGAGAGAGCUGGAGGAAUGAUCAAUCUUAUUGAUAUCUAUUGUCUCUUCAAUCGUGCUCGAGGCACAGCAUUGAUCUCACCAGAUGAUUUGCUGCAAGCAUGCUCUCUUUGGGAGAAGUUUGAUGUUCCUGUAAUGCUUCGGAAGUUUGAUAGUGGAGUCAUGGUCAUCCAGAACAAGUCCCACAGUGAUGAGGAGGUUUUUGCCAGAAUCAAAGCCCUGGUGACAAAGCCUGAAGCUCUCCGAACUGGAAUAAGUGCCAGUGAUGCUGCAAUGACAUUAGGGAUUGCUCCAGCUAUGGCCAAGGAGCAUCUUCUAACUGCUGAGAGCAGAGGUCUCCUAUGCCGAGAUAUCAGUCCAGAUGGCUUUCGCUUUUAUUUCAAUUUGUUUCCUGAAAUCGUUCUAGAUGACUUGUACUUAGUCAAAGAACAUGGGAUCUAUAGUACAUGGGUAAAAUCUGCAGCUGUUUCUGGGUAAAAGGUUGCAGUGGAUGCAUAGGCUUAAGCUUUUGGAACCACUUUCUGAACAGAGGGAUUUGCCUGACUUCAAUGGUAAAAGAUAUUCAGAACUAGUGUAUCAAUCAGGCUGACAUUAAUUCUUCAUUAUCUUUACAAGUUGAAAGUUUUCCGUCAAAAGAUGGCAAGAGACCAAGACCAAGUCCAAAAUUGUAUUUGUAUCCUGUUCAUUGUAAGUCAGGCUAUCAGUUGAGAUUGGAGCCAUUUUUAGCGAUGCAUAGAGGUGAUCAGUGAUAAAUAUGUGGUUAAAUCCCUGCUUAUUUUCUCAGCAAGGUCAUAAUAGAAAAAAUCUUCUGUAUCUCAGGUAUUACUUUUGGGAUUUGUAAAACUAUAGCUUGGCAUAUUUAGUACAUGCCCAAAUAUUUUCUCAACAUUGCUUUAAAGUUGGUAUAAGGAAAGUGUAAAUUAUGAUAAAAGUCAAAUGCAGUCAUUUUCCCUGUCUUUCUUGGGAAAACAUUUUUAUGAUUACCUGCACCCUCAGCAUGUAAUAGUUGAUUGGGUAUGGUUGUGAAGAAGUAUUGUUUCUUGUCAUUGAAAAUGUAUUGGAGCUGUUUGUGUAUGGUGGCAA